Messenger RNA from Lucilia sericata (common green bottle fly), 765 nucleotides. RefSeq names its product distal membrane-arm assembly complex protein 2-like. The record is from RefSeq and is a predicted model, not a curated record. Lineage: Eukaryota; Metazoa; Arthropoda; Insecta; Diptera; Calliphoridae.
AAUCUAAGUGAUGAGACCAAUGGCCGUCGUGAGUCGCAAGUACAAAAACGUAUACGUGAGGAAUUGGAGCGUGAUAAACAGGCUUUGAAAUGGCGCAAAACUAAUGAAGAGGCUGGAGAUGUUGAUACUAAGCUAAAGUUGUUUGCCAAUCAAGAACAAACAUCCGAUAUAAUAAUGAUGCAAAAACCCAUUAAUCUUAAUCCCAAGGAAUGGCUAGCCAUGUUGGAGAAGAAAAAGGAAAAGAAAGAGCGACAUAUGCAGCAAUUUAUGCCCGAGAGACAUGAGAUAUUGGGACCCGAUUUAGCCACUGCACAUUUUAUACUGCAUCGUGGUGGCGCUGUUAAAUUUCUCAAUAGUCAAAAUUGGAUGAAAGCAGAUGAGAAUGGAGAAUUUAAACUACCAAGCACCUAUCAUGCUCAAUUCAAAGUGGAGGCUGUACGUUGUGACAAUAUGACUUUGUACUAUGAGGGUUUGGAAAAUAUACGUUGGCUGCAGGAAUUGAAAUUUCUAUCAUUUCAUAAUGUUAAAACUUUCGAUGAUUGGUGUUUGGAUAGAGUUUCUGGCUCGCAAUGUCAUAAAUUGGUUCUGGAUAUAUCGGGUACCCAGUGCACUGCUCGUGGUUUAUCCUGCCUCUAUCGUUUAACUAAUUUAAAACUUUUGGUAGUAGAUGAUCCCAAAGAGUCUUUGGAAUAUGAAUUAACUUGUUCUAUGUUGGAAGAGGCUUUGCCUAAACUAAAAAUUGUCAAUGCCGGCCUCAUUGCAUGA